CAGCCGCCACGUCAUCUUCCGUCAAUCUGCCUUUAUCAUUCUCUCUCUCUCUAGAAUUCUAGGGCUUCUUUCUUCUUUCUCCUUCUUCUGUUCUUCUCCUCCUCCAUGCCGUAGUAAUCUUUGAUACCAGAUUCGAGAUAUGGGUUCAAUUUCGAUACCCGAUCCCGGUGAAUCAACUCAGGCACCAAGCUUCGAUGAAUUCCAACGACAGACAUCACUUAUGACCAGCUGCACUCUUCUCUGGAAAGAGCUCUCAGAUCACUUCACGUCGCUCGAGCAAAGCCUCCUAAAGAAAUCAGAUGCAAUUAAGGACAAGAUCAAGACCCUAGACACCGAAACGAAAGCGUCUCUGAGUUCUCUGGAGGAGCGCGAAACUACGAUCGAAAACUCCGUCUCCAUCGCUCUACGAAAAGUUGAAGCUGCCGUGCAAGCCGCAGCGGCUGCAGUCGGAACCAGUAAAUGCGAUGAUGGCGAAGAUAAUCCAGAAGUUGACGAUUCCGAGGGUUUGCUUUUGAGGUUGAAAUCGUAUUGUGUGAAGAUGGAUUCGUUAGGGUUUUGGGGGUUUGUAGCUAGUAAGAAGAAGGAAAUGGAGUUGAUGCGGGCUCAAAUUCCGUCGGCUUUAGCGGAGUGCGCAGAUCCAGCUAGGUUUGUGUUGGAGGCAAUUUCGGAGGUUUUUCCGGUGGACAAGAGGGCUUUGUGCGUGAAUGAUUUAAGUUGGGCUUGUGUUUUGAUACUUGAGAGUUUGAUUCCGGUGAUGGUUGAUCCGAUUCUGGGGAAGUCGAGGGUUUUGGUGACGCCGAGUGUGAAGAAGAGCGCCAAAGAGAUUGCUGAGAAGUGGAAGGAGAGUUUAGACCAGCGCGGUGGCAUCGAGAACGUUAAGGCUCCUGAUGUCCAUACCUUCUUCCAGCAUCUGGUGACUUUUGGAAUUGUGAAAAAUGAGGAUCUUGAUUUGUAUAGGAAGCUUGUUGUUGGUUCAGCAUGGCGUAAGCAGAUGCCUAAGCUCGCUGUUUCCCUUGGCCUUGCUGAUAAAAUGCCUGAUAUGAUUGAAGAACUAAUCAGCAAGGGACAACAGGUUGAUGCUGUGCAUUUCACUCACGAAGUUGGUCUUGUAGACAGGUUUCCCCCUGUUUGUUUGCUAAAAGCUUUUCUAAAGGAUGCUAAAAAGGCCGCAACAUCUAUUCUUGAAGAUCCCAACAAUUCCAGCCGUGCUGUGCAUUUAGCUGCACGAAAAGAGCAAUCUGCACUCAAAGCAGUCAUCAAAUGCAUUGAAGAAUACAAACUCGAGGCCGAGUUCCCUCCCGAGAACCUAAAGAAACGACUCGAGCAGCUGGAAAAGGUCAAGGUCGAGAAAAAGAGGCCAGCCGCCGUAGGUCCCGCCAACAAAAGAACCCGAGCCAGCAACGUGGGCCCCAUGCCACCCGCCAAGGCCGGCCGUAUCACCACCGCCUACGUCUCAUCUUUUCCGGCACCGCCCACCUUUGUGAGGUCCCCGUCACACACCCAAUACCCCACCGGAGUCCCAUCAUACUCUGUCCCACCGCCAAUGUAUGUGCACGGAACCAGGAGUCCGCCUUACGCCGCCUACUCGCCGGAGGCAGCACCGCUGUCUCCACCGCUGUCGUACCCAGGUACUCCUCCGAUGAACUAUCCGGCUUAUGGUGGGUAUGGAAAUGGUAUGGCUCCGGCCUACCAACAUACUUACUAUCGAUAGAGGUGACACUGGUUGACUGGUGGUGGAUAAUGUUGACUCAUAUGAUGAUGAUGAUGAUGAUGAUGAUGAUGAUGACUCCCUCCCUAAUCUUCAAGAAUAUGGUUUUUCUUUUUAUUUUCUAAUAUGGUUUGUAAUCACUAACCUUUUAUUGGUAGCUGAUGUGUGUGUUAAUCCUUAUUCUGACGUAAACUUAUGGUUGUAUUUCUGAUGUUGAUUAGUAUUAGUCUCUAAUGCGUUUCCCUAGCUA
This is a messenger RNA of Lactuca sativa (garden lettuce), 1958 nucleotides long. RefSeq names its product FRIGIDA-like protein 4a. Lineage: Eukaryota; Viridiplantae; Streptophyta; Magnoliopsida; Asterales; Asteraceae. The record is from RefSeq and is a predicted model, not a curated record.